AUGGAAGAUACUGGAGGAUACACAGAUAAUGCAUUAAAUAUUAUUAAUAAUGCUGUUGCUAUAUGUAAAGAUCAUCAAAAUAGUCAAUUGAUGCCAAUUCAUUUAUUAGCUGCUUUUAUACCAACUGAUGAUGUAGAAGGUUCAACAGCUUAUUUAAAGACUUUGAUUCAAAAAGCAAGAUUUGAAUGGCCACAAUUUGAAAGAGUUGUAAAUAAACAUUUAGUUAGAUUACCAAGUCAAAAUCCACCACCAGAAGAAGUUAGACCAAGUUAUCAAACUGGACAAGUUUUACAAAAUGCUGCAAAGAUUAAAACUCAACAAAAGGAUUAUUAUAUUGCACAAGAUCAUAUACUUUUAGCAUUAUUGGAAGAUUCAUCAAUAAAAGAUAUUUUUAAAGAAGCUGGUGUUAAACCAGAUGCAAUUAAAACUCAAGCAAUUGAAUUAAGAGGUGAUCAAAGAAUUGAUUCAAGACAAGCUGAUUCUUCAUCAAAUUAUGAAUUUUUAGCUAAAUAUUGUGAAGAUUUUACUGAAAAGGCAAGGGAAGGUAAAAUUGAUCCUGUUAUUGGUAGAGAAGAAGAAAUUAGAAGAGUUAUUAGAGUUUUAGCAAGAAGAUCAAAAUCAAACGCAGUGUUGGUGGGAAAUCCAGGUGUUGGUAAAACCACUAUUGCUGAGGGAGUAGCUCAACGUAUUGUUGAUGGAGAUGUUCCAAAUAUCUUAGCAAAUGCAAGAUUAUUUUCAUUAGAUCUUGGUGCAUUAACUGCUGGUGCAAAAUAUAAAGGAGAAUUUGAAGAAAGAUUAAAAGGUGUUUUAGGAGAUAUAGCCAAGUCAAAGGAAUUUAUUAUUUUAUUCAUUGAUGAAAUUCAUAUGUUAAUGGGUGAUGGUAAAAAUGAUGCUGCUAAUUUAUUAAAACCUGCUUUAGCUCGUGGAGAAUUACAUUGUAUUGGUGCAACUACUUUUGCUGAAUAUAGAAAAUAUAUUUCUAAAGAUGCUGCUUUUGAAAGAAGGUUUCAAAGUAUUGAUGUACCUGCUGCUACUGUACCUGAAACUAUUGCAAUUUUAAGAGGGCUUCAACCAAGAUAUGAAAUUCAUCAUGGAGUAAGAAUUUUAGAUUCAGCUUUAGUUGUUGCCGCACAACUUGCGCUGAGAUAUUUGACGUAUAGAGCACUUCCUGACAGUGCCGUUGACUUAGUUGAUGAAUCUGCUGCUCAAGUGGCCGUUGCUCGUGAUUCUAAACCAGAAGAAUUGGAUAAUUUGGAAAGACAAUUACAUUUAAUAGAAGUUGAAAUUAAUGCCCUAGAAAGAGAUAAAGAUGCAGAUGCUGCUUCAAAAGAUAGAUUAGUUGGAGCUAGAAAAAAACAAGCUGAAAUAGAAGAACAAUUAGGUCCUUUAAGAGAAAGAUUUAGACAAGAACGUGCUGGUCAUGAUUUAUUAAUUGCUGCAAAAAGAAAAUUAGAUGAUUUAGAAAUUAAAGCUAGUGACGCAGAAAGAAGACAUGAUACUGCUACAGCUGCUGAUUUAAGAUAUUUUGCUAUACCAGAUGUUGAAAAACAAAUUGAAGAAUUAGAAGUUAGAGUUGCAGAAGAAGAAACUUCAAAUUUGGAAAGUCUUACUAAAAAUGCAGUUGGUCCAGAACAAAUUUGUGAAACUGCUGCAAGAUUAAGUGGUAUUCCAGUUGCAAAAUUAUCACAAACUGAAAAUGCAAAAUUAGUCAAUAUGGAAGUUGAAUUAUCAAAAGAAGUUGUUGGUCAACCUGAAGCUAUAAGAGCUAUAUCAAAUGCUAUUAGAUUAAGAAGGUCUGGUUUAGCUAAUCCUAAUCAACCACCAUCAUUUUUAUUCUUGGGUCAAUCAGGUACUGGUAAAACUGAAUUAGCAAAACAAAUUUCAAAUUUCUUAUUUCAUGAUCCAAAAGCAGUUUUAAGAAUUGAUUGUAGUGAGUUAUCAGAAAAACAUUCUGGUUCAAAAUUAAUUGGUACAACGGCUGGAUACGUAGGGUACGAAGAAGGAGGUAUAUUAACUGAAGGAUUAUUGAGAAAACCAUAUUCAGUUGUUUUAUUUGAUGAAGUGGAAAAAGCAUCACCAGAUGUUUUAACUAUAUUAUUACAAGUAUUAGAUGAUGGUAGAAUAACUAGUGGUCAAGGUAAAGUCAUUAAUUGUUCAAAUGCCAUCUUUAUAUUAACUUCAAAUUUGGGUGCACAAUAUAUUGAAGCAAAUAAAGGAAGUAAAAUUAAUGAAACCACAAAAGAAAUGGUUAUGACAGCAGUUAAAUCACAUUUCAGACCAGAAUUCCUUAAUAGAAUCACAAACAUAGUAAUAUUCAAUAAAUUAAGUAGAAAGGGAAUUGCCAAAAUAGUUUAUAUUAGAUUAGCAGAAAUUCAAAAAAGAUUUGCAGAUAAUGGAAAAGAUAUAAAAUUAGAAUUAGAUCAAUCAGCAAUAGAUUAUUUAUGUAAAAAUGGUUGGUCACCAGAUUUAGGUGCAAGACCAUUAAAUAGAUUAAUUCAAAGUGAAAUUUUAAAUAAAUUAGCAAUUUAUUUAUUAAGAGGUCAAAUUAAAGAUAAAGAAAUUGCAAAAGUUGUUGUUGGUGAAAAAGGUUUAGAAGUUUUACCAAAUCAUGAAGCUGAUGAUAUUGAUAUGGAUGGUGAAAAUCAAUGGAAUGAAGAAGAAGAUGACGAUGAUGAUUAUUUAGCAAGCCCUGGUCUUGAUUAA
Lodderomyces jiufengensis is the source of this 2703-nucleotide messenger RNA. It is a transcript of the gene HSP104, whose product is annotated as chaperone ATPase. The record is from RefSeq and is a predicted model, not a curated record. Gene Ontology annotation, cellular component: cytoplasm; cytosol. Lineage: Eukaryota; Fungi; Ascomycota; Pichiomycetes; Serinales; Debaryomycetaceae. Gene Ontology annotation, biological process: cellular response to heat. Gene Ontology annotation, molecular function: ATP binding; ATP hydrolysis activity. Bases 1 to 2703 code for a protein of 900 amino acids. The transcript has a single exon.